Molecule: messenger RNA, 5957 nt
Organism: Malaya genurostris
Lineage: Eukaryota; Metazoa; Arthropoda; Insecta; Diptera; Culicidae
Exons: 3
Coding region: 139-5106 (1655 amino acids)
Cellular component (GO): cytosol; nucleus
Molecular function (GO): zinc ion binding; GTP binding
Source: RefSeq, a predicted model, not a curated record
UUGUAAGAAGAAGGAAAUUCAUGUCAAAAAACAUGGAAGCGAAGCUGAAGUAGUGAUUUGUGAUUGGAAAAUAUCGAUUUGUGGUUCUUAAAUAGCACUAAAACCGAUAUUCAUUAUCCGGAACUGGUGUCUGCCAUCAUGGAACGGUUUGCGAUCAACAUUUUGCAUAAGCAGAUCUACAAAAUCUGCCGUCUAUGUGGUGUAGAUAAUCCGGUAAAAUUUCCUAUCAUCGAAGAAAACGAGACCGUCAUAGUCGGCGACGAAGAUGAAGCGACGCUCGUGAGAAAAAUAGAGGAAUGUGUUGGUAUACAGGUCUCCAAAGAUGAUAGAAUGCCGCAGAAUAUUUGCUCUCUCUGUGUGGAUAAGAUCAAUGAUUUCUUCGAGUAUCGAUUGAUGUGCGCAGCGACAAAUCUGCAAACUAGAACCAUUUUGAACCUGCCGUUGGUGGAUCCAACAAGAAAACUUCUUCCUCUGAUUGGCGAUAGUUCGAAACCGGAGGUGAAGGAUUUCAAAACGGAUGUUAAAAAAGUUGAAGCAGCUAGUACCAGUGGCGUUAGUAGCACCAGUUCCAAUAAAAAAGGCAAAAAGAGGCGAGCCUCACCUUCACCGUCACCAUCACCAGCUCCUACUACCAGGGUUAAAGCUGCAGUUGAUAUAGUUAAGGAUGAACCCGUUCCAACGACACCGGUGAAAGCUCUCACGAAGAAAGAACGACUUAAACAAUUGCAGCAACAACAGAAACAGAAGGAAGAAAAUAAGAUUAAAGAUGAUAAGAAAAAGCUAAAGGAGGAUGAAAGGAAAAAAAUCAAAGAUGAGGAUAAGAGAAAAAUUAAAGAUGAGGAUAAAAAGAAAAUCAAAGAUGAAGAUAGAAAAAAGGUCAAGGAUGAAGAAAAAAAGAAAAAAGAAGAUGCAGUGGAAAGUUCAUCUGAUUUGAAGCAAACAAGAUCAAAACGUAAGGAGCUAACUCCGCCAAAGGAAAUAAAAGACGCAGAAUUAAGUGUACCGGCUCCAAAAAAGAUCAAAUUCGAACAUCCUUGUUCAUACUGCUCGGAUGAAUUCAAAACACAAGCUGAGCUAGAUGGCCAUCUAUGCAUUAAACAUAUUCCAGUGAUUCGCAAGUUUGGUUGCGGUUCUUGUCGUGAAACUUUCGAAACGGUUCUUGAAUUCAAAGAUCACAAUCUUUGGCAUCAAUUAACACGUACUUUAUACACGUGCUUCAAAUGUAAGCGAAAGUAUGAUAAGAAUGUGGCUUUAAUUAAGCAUAUCUCGUUGAAUGCUUGUGGUCGUGUUUCCAGGGGACGACCACCGGCGAUUAAACCGGAUGUUCAAUGUCGUCUGUGUAAUAAGAAAUUUAAGACACAGAAUUUGUAUGAAUGGCAUAGUUGUUUCCUGAAACCAAAAGCCAACUGUCCAAAAUGUAACAAAUUUUUCGUUAAGAAACCUGUCCUGACUCGACAUUAUAUGAUGUUUUGUACUGGAAGUCUUCCACCGCCGGAACCGGUCAUUAUUCCAAAAGAGGAACCGGUAGAUUCUGCUGAUAAAAAAAUAAUCGGGUCUCCCGCUAUAGUUUUAAAUAGUGCCGCUAGAAGAACCCGUGGCUCUGUUCCUACUGAACAAGAAUUGCCAAAAGAAGAACGUGAAAUUCCGUUCCCUCCGCCGUUGGAAUUGGCACAGGAAGCCGCAGCCUCCUCUCCGUCUGUGAGCAAAAAGAAAACUUUACGUCACAAAGAGAAUGUUGAAGCACAUUCACCAGGAUUGGAAACAGCAAAAAUCGCUUCACUGUUGGAUUCCGGUGCAAAAUUGGGACGUGAUACAGAUAUAGCAACCAUUAAUAACUUGUUAAGUUCUGUGACUGAGGCAAUAGCAAGUCUUUCAGAAGCUAAAGCUAAAAAGAAAAAGAAAAAGAAGGAUAAAAAUAAAGAGAAAGAUCGACCAGAGGAAGAACUGUCGGCAGGAAAUGCUGGAAAUUCUGGAAAUUCUCCCCGAACUGAAACUUCUCAUACCGAAACUCAUGCUGAAACUCCUCCCGUGGAAACACCUUCACCAGUUGAUGACAGCACGGUAGCGAUCGCAAUGGAGGUUGGUGAGAUGUCCUUAGACCAGCAGUUGGCAUUCUGUUCCGAUAAACUUCCAAUGGUGGUGUUGGCAAAAACACAAUUCAAACAGGAAUGUACUGAGAUUGACACUGAACCAUCGCAGCUGCAGGAACCGAUGGAUGAGGACGAAGAUGAAGAGGAUGAUUUUGUUGACAAUAGUGUAAACGACUAUUCAGAUUUUCAAGAUGCUGAUGAAGAUGCUGAGGAAGGCGAACUUGAAAGUAGACAGCGACAGAAGGAAUCACAGUUAGAAAAGGAAUCUACAAACGAAUCUACCGCAGAGGAAGAAGAAAUACCGUUCCCAAUGCCAAUCAAGCAAGAAGAACAGACCGAGUCGCAAAAUGAAAUCAAUGAAAAUGAAGAUGAGGAACAAGUUGAGCAUGGCGGGAAAUCUCCAACACAGACCGCACCACUACAAACUCCUGAUUUACCUUCUGUGGAUUCAGAAGCAACUGAAAAAGAUACUCAUUUUGAUGAACAGUUAGCCUUAAACAUUAAAAAAGAACCUGGUUUAGAAGAGGAAUGCGAAGCACCACCAGCCAAACGUAAACGACCUGGUUCGCAUCCAUCUCAUAAAUCAAAUAAAAUCGAUAAUGAAUCCCCAAAACCAUUGUUGAUCCUGAAAAUUAAAAAGGAAAAGGGAUUGCUUAACGCUUCAGUUCCAUCUACCCCGGACAUUAGAACAAUUGUUCUAGACGAUGACGACGACGAUGGAAAUAACGAGCCAGCAGAGAAACCGAUUCCGUCAAAGAGCAAAAAGAUGGUUUAUAAGAAACCUAAUUUCCUGGCAGUUAAAAUCAAGCAAGAAAAAAUUGAUCCAGCAUAUGAAAAGAUUGUAGACAAACCACCAGAGCUUCCAGUGAAUGUCCAAAUUAAACAAGAGCCGGUUGACGAAGAUCUUCCUCCAACAUCUGUAGCACAGGAGAAAGAGUCCGGAACACAAACGAAAGUAACACAUAAAAAGCAUUCAAUAUUGAAUGAUAAUUCGGUCCCAACCGUCGUUGCAUUCGAUGGCGUUCGCAUCAAACAGGAGAAACCAGAAAAUCAGCCGGUUGCACUAACAGACCUUCCACCAGCCCAAGAUCCAAAACCAGUUGAAAAAAAGAAAAAGUCCAAGGUCAAAAUCAAUCCGUUUGCGUUACUCAAGCAAAGAAUGGCAGCGGAGGUUGCUGCUAAAAACUCAAAUGAACCUAAUACGCCAGCUAUGAUCGCCCAAGCGUCCUCUCCGCUUCCAGUGAUUACCAAUGUCGUUGGUAAUGCUCCAGCAGAGUCUUCGUUAGACAGUUCUUCAGGUAGAAACAUAGAGGAACGAGUGGCCGCCGAAAGCAUCACACAAGCUCCUUCAAACUUCCAGGAAAGUGAACAAGAAUUUCCAAUGCCAAUCAAACAGGAAGUUGUUGAAGAGCAGACAGAAUAUCCCGAUACUUCAAGUAGAGACGAACAAAAAGGUGUUGAUCAUGAUUUUCCCAUGCCAAUCAAGGAGGAGGUACCGGAAGGUGUGCCAGAUGAUGUUCCUGAGGAUGCUUCGGAUGAGGUAGAACCACCCGAGUUUCCUAUGCCAAUUAAGGAAGAAUUGGGUGAACCAGAAGCAAACGACGAUGAACCCACCAGCGAAUUAGAAGAAAACGUGUUGAGAACGGAAGCCACAGAUGAGACGAGUAAUGAAUCGAGGAACGAGGAGCUAGCGAGUGCAAGGGCAGAAUCAGCCGAGCUUGAAAUGGAUGAAAAAUCGAAUAGUGGAGAGCGUGUUGUUGAAAAUGAUAACGCAUCACACGAGCCGUUGCUUAAAAUUGAUGUGAAAACGCCGGAUGAAAAAGGUUCCUUGAGUAGUGAGAGCUCAACUAAUGCAGAAAUGGAAAGUGUGGAUGAUGAAAAGGUUUGUGAAGAAGUUGUUAUUCAGAAGCAGCACGAUGCGAUGGAAAGUGUUGCAAGCAGCGAUUUAUCCGAAAAAUUGCAGGAAGAGAAUGAAUUCAAUGAUGAAGUCACACCAAGAGAAAAUGAAUCUAAGAAUAGUGCAGACUUAGAAGUUGCGGAAAAUCGUGUGUCGGAAGGCGAUCCUAGCAAGUUUAUUCGGGAAGACGACCUGAAUAAUUGCAAAGAAAUAGAACAGCCCGACCAGAAAGAAUUAUUAGGUGACGAACAAGAGCAAACCACAUCUUCUAUUUCUGAUAUUCCGAUGGAUGAGUAUGCUCAGAGCUCGAAUGAUUCUAUCAAAGACAGUAAUAAUACAGAAGCUGCUGAGGAUAAAGAAAAGAAUAUUGAUUUGUUUCCUGCUAUUUGUGAAAAUCAGGAAGAUAAAAGUUGUGAAAAGGUGUCAGAAAGUACCAGCAAUGGGAGCACAAUCCAAAAAGUUUCUCCUGUUUGUGAAAAUCAAGAAGAUAAAAAUUGUGAAACGGCAUCUGAAAAUACCACCAAUGAUGGCACAAUUCAAGAUGUUUUACAACGAGAAAUCAAAUCUCCAGUUGAACCUCUCAUGGACCAGCAGGAGCAGCUCUCGAGUGACUCCACUACACCCGCAGUACUUCCAUUAACCUGCCACCCAGAAAUUAGUCCAUCGCAUCAGCAGACAUCAUCACAAUCUGUUAUUGAUGAGAUACAGAAUCUACUCACCGAAGGUCUGAAACCCGUCGCCGUUGUUGAUCCAGGUCAUCCGGUUGCACUUUCUGUCGAUGCUUCAUCCACUGCCACUGCGGAAGCAUCCAACAAUCGCAGUGGCUUGGAUGAUUUGGACAGCUUGCUGAACAACAAACUGGAGGAAAUUUCCGAUCAAUUGAAAAGUUUGCCAACAGACGCUGAAUCUACAACUGCCAACCAAGAUGAGGCCAUCAGUUUGGCAUUGGAACGGGAAUUGCUGGAUGAGAUGAUACCUCCCAUCGAAAAUCAAAAUAGUGACGCACUGCGAAAAGAAAUAAACUCAGCUUCGGCGAAUAGUAGUAAGAACUGCGAUAAUAGUAUGCCAUUGGUCGAGGAGAAUUCUGUGGUUGAUGAAAAUGUUGGUUCAAAGUCGUAAGAGCUCGAAACAUUAUCGAAAUUUGCCGUAUUAAUAUAGGUUUAUGCAUUUUGUUGGUAGUGAAACUAAGUUUACUAGGAUGAUGGCACCUAUUUUCAAUCCAUUAGACAGGGUGCCGUACGAUUUGAUCAAUUUCAAUUCGAAAAUGAAUCGAUUGAAUUUUUGCAGGAUAUGAAGUGCUCCUGUUUUCAUAAUCCCCUAUAAACGUCAUUAAGGAUGUAAGGGUCGUAUGCCGGUAGUUGAUUGGGCGUUUUCCUGGAAAUCAUAAGUAACGCAAUAACGAAAGCAAAAACCAAUUUUGCUACCUUUGAGGUUUUUGCAUUCAAAUUCAUGCUGGUGAAAAGUCUCUCUUGUCCGGCAUCGUUCCGUUGCAUCCGUUGAAGACGCCGUGCCGGUACAAAACCGGCCCGGAUAUGCAUGUCGGUUUACUAUAUGUACUAAUCGGAGACUGUUAAUCACAUAAACAAUUGCUCGGUUGGAUGAAUGAAGAAACAGAACUGAAAAUAGGUACCGUGAUCCGUUUUUAACAAUUUCUCAAAAGUAGUAGAGCUUGUAUAGUUUAUGUUCGAAAUAUGUGUCUUUCUUUUGGUAUACUGCCAAACGGUGAAAAUUAUAGUCUUUCUUUUUCUUGAUAAAAUAGUAGGAUAAAAGUUGCUUACAUUUGCUUAAUUUGCAAUUAAAACGGAACUUUUUAACCCGUAAAUUUUGACUGCUAACAGUGAAUACACUAGUUUAAGAGAUUGUAUUCAGAUUUAUGAAACAAACACAACCAUCUGUAUUGCUAUAAGUAAUAGUGGAUAGUGAAUUAAUAAUAAUUCAUAUAAAUUAAAAAAUAAACGUACGUAUUUGAA